AUGGUCCACGGCACUCCAGAGAAGCCCUGGGAGGCUUUCCAGAAGGCCCUGGGAGCUGGAGGUGAACUGAGGACACUGGAAGGCACUGGGAGUGUACUGGUAAGGAACCGGAUCGUAGGGGGCCGCAGCUGCCAGAAGAAGCGUCACCCCUACCAGGUGGUCCUCCUGAGUCCCCAGAAGAACAUCCACUGUGGUGGGGUCCUCAUCGACAAGUUCUGGGUGCUCACGGCCGCCCACUGCGACACCAAGAGCUCCAUCCCCAUCCGGAUGGGCGACCACAGUCUGAAGAGGAAAGAGGGCACGGAGCAGUGCAUCAGCUCGGCCCAGGCUUUCGUCCACCCCAGCUACAACCCCACCAGCCACGACAGCGACAUCAUGCUCCUGAAGCUCCAGAAACCAGCCCAUUUCACCGACUACGUCCAGCCCGUGGCUCUCCCCAAGCACUGCCCCCCUCCCAACACCGAGUGCAUUGUGUCAGGCUGGGGCAGCACCAGCAGCCCUGAAGGGUACUUCCCCGACAUCCUCCAGUGCGGCGUGGUCUACACCAUAGCCAACGAGGAGUGCACCAAACUCUACCCCAAGGGCAUCACCAAGAACAUGCUCUGUGCCGGCGUCAGCAGGGGAGGCACCGACUCCUGUCAGGGUGACUCAGGAGGGCCGCUGGUGUGCCAGGAGGAGCUGCAGGGCAUCGUGUCGUGGGGCAUGCAGGUGUGCGGGCGGCAGGGCAAGCCGGGUGUCUACACCCGGUGUCACAUGUCCUGGCCGUGCCAUGUCCCACACAUGCCGUGGCUGCACCAUGGUCUCUAUGUCCCAUACACAGGCCACGUUCUCCAUGUCUUGGCCGUGUGUGCUGCAACCCUCAAGCACCAGGACCAUGUCCCAGGCUCCAAGCCCCAUGUCUGUGUCCCCCGCGCGUCCCCCAGGAUCACCAGCAUCCGCCUGGGCAAGCACAAUCUCUUCGCCCGGGAAUCGGGUGAGCAGCAGAAGCGGGUGCUGAAGUCGGUGCCGCACCCCGACUACAACCCCACCACCAAGGACAACGACAUCAUGCUGCUGAAGCUCGUGACGCCCAUCACCGUCACCACCAGGGUCCAGCCCAUCCCUGUGGCCUCCUGCCCCCCGCAGCCUGGCACCUCCUGCGUCACCUCGGGAUGGGGGGCCACCUCAUCCCCACAAGUCUCUUACCCGGACGUCUUGCAGUGCGUCACCGUCACCAUCUUCUCGACAGACACGUGUCAGCAGUUAUACCCUGGCUACAUCACUGAGAACAUGCUCUGUGCCGGGAGCCUCAGCGGUGGUAGGGACUCCUGCCAGGGCGACUCUGGGGGACCUCUGGUUUGCAACGGGACCCUCCAAGGCAUCGUGUCCUGGGGCAUGGAGAAAUGCGGGCAGCCCAGGAGACCUGGAGUCUACACCAAGAUCUGCAGAUUCGCCCAGUGGAUCCAGGACACCAUGAGGGACAACCAGUGA
Struthio camelus australis is the source of this 1470-nucleotide messenger RNA. The record is from RefSeq and is a predicted model, not a curated record. NCBI's taxonomy places the organism in Eukaryota, Metazoa, Chordata, Aves, Struthioniformes, Struthionidae.